Messenger RNA from Menidia menidia (Atlantic silverside), 2749 nucleotides. Lineage: Eukaryota; Metazoa; Chordata; Actinopteri; Atheriniformes; Atherinopsidae. The record is from the annotation of a GenBank genome assembly.
CCAGGAGCACCAUCAACAGAGUGGCUACGCGCCACAUCUCGCGAUGAAAUGGAUUAAACGCGAUAGUUUUGAGCUGCCCCUAAACUUACAAUCACAGCAGCACAGCAGCAGCCCCAACGGCAGCAAUGGCCGCUUUCCGCCGAGUGGCAGCUUUGGCUGGCAGGCUCAGCCUGUGGUCGGCGGCAAAAAGCGAACCGGUGGUCAGUCGGUGGGUGAAUGCCGCGACGAGACGGAGGUCUCUGGCAGUCGGGGCUUGCGUUGCGGCGGGAGGGGCCGUGGCUAUUUACUUUUACAAAGACAUAAGCGGUAUAGACAGGAAAAGGAUGAAGAGGCAGAGCAUCAACGGCUUGCUGCCGUCCAUCCCGACUGUCGAAGCCAAAGAGAAGGGACGUCCGUUUGACUUUGAGGACGGAGAUGUGUACAUGUCAUCUCAUGAAUAUCGUUUCCGCAUGUUUAGCUCGGUGGAAUAUGACGGACAGCUGUACAUGACACCGCAGAACUUCAUCGAGUCUGUCACCAUGAGCGAACCAAGAAACAAGAAGCCCUGGAGGUCCCUGACCAAACAGGAGCUGGAGAAAAUUCUGUCUGACACCCCCCCAGUAUGGAGAGGAUCCUCUAAACUGUUCCGCAACCUUAGAGAACGAGGCAUCAUCUCGUACACAGAAUACCUGUUCCUGCUCUGCAUCCUGACAAAGCCUCAUGCUGGCUUUAAGAUUGCUUUCAAUAUGUUUGAUGCAGACGGCAACCAGAUGGUGGACAAGAGGGAGUUCUUGGUGCUUCAGGAGAUUUUCCGGAAGAAAAAUGAGAAAAAAGGAAGGAAGGGAGAUGCUGAGAAGUCAGCACAGUUGAGUAUGCAGCUGUAUGGAUAUCAGGUUGCUCCCAUGAACAGCGUGCUAAAAAAAGACAGUCAGGAGUUUGUGGCCCGGAGUUACUGGGACGUUUUGAGGCGAAGUGCCGCUCAAGUCCUCUUUUCUGACCUGGCUGAGCGAUCAGAUGACUCCAUCACAAUUGACACCACGCUUUUGGUCCAUUUCUUUGGGAAGAAAGGAAAGGCAGAGCUUACUUUUGAUGACUUCUACAGGUUUAUGGAUAACCUCCAGACAGAGGUUUUGGAAAUAGAGUUUCUGACCUACUCCAAGGGCAUGACCACCAUCAGUGAGGAAGAUUUUGCCAAGAUUCUGCUGCGCUUCACCAACGUGGAAAACAUCAGUGCUUACCUGGAGAACGUCCGCCAGUGCAUUCCUGAUGAAAAGGGAAUCACCUUUGAUGAGUUUAGAUCAUUCUUCCAAUUCCUCAACAACUUGGAAGACUUUGCCAUUGCCAUGCAGAUGUACAACUUCGCUUCACGUUCCAUUGGACAAGAUGAGUUUGCAAGAGCGGUGUAUGUGGCCACAGGCCUCAAGCUGACACGCCAUCUUGUCAACACCAUAUUCAAGAUAUUUGAUGUUGAUCACGAUGACCAGCUGUCCUACAAGGAGUUCAUCGGCAUCAUGAAGGACCGACUGCACAGAGGAGCCAGGGGCUAUAAGUCAGUGGAGCGAGCUACCUCCUUCAAAUCCUGCCUGAAGAAGGAGCUGGCGAGCAGCAGGUAAAGGACCAACACCAUGCCUCCUUUUCCAGUUGUGUUCACACUGAAGCAAGAAGACAUGUGCACAAACUGUGGAGGAGGUUUAAGGAGAAGCCGUAGAGGAUGGAAAAUCUAACCGAGCUGUCCCCACAGCCUCAGUUAGCAGCGGUGUGUUUUCCAGCGCAGAUAUCCUAAUCGGAUCAUCGUCAAAAGCAUGGCCGCACUGACUGAUCCUCUCUAUGAUGAUCAGUUGCCAAAACAUUCCCCAUUCAGCCACAUCAGGAUUUGAUGCCAAUUAUCAUCUCACCCAGAAGAAACUCACUGACAGAUGAGCACUACAGCAACUUUAAUUAGAGGAAUUUCAUCAAUUUUUUAUUUAAAUUUCUCACUGUAACAACUGCAAAGGCUGCUCUAAUCAAAUGUAUUUUUUUAAUUAAUCGAAUGAUGUAACCUGUUUCCUUCAAGAUGUUAAACUGCUGCACUGCAAAUUUUAACAAGAAAAAGAGCACAAGAAUUAUUUGACACAUUCUGUUUGACUAUGUUUACAUUAUUCAUGUAAAGUUAAUUUAAUGUAAAUCAGAAGCUGCACAUCAGUAAGAAUUUAAGAACUCAGUUCAAGUGAGGUGCUUCAAAUAUGUUUUGUCCCUAUGUUGCAAAGGUUGUUUUUUAUAGCACUUGAUAGUGUGAAAACUACUGCUACAUUAAGGAAUGCCUUAUUAUUUUCCAUCUGAAACAGCAGUUGAGUUGACAUUAAAUUGACAUUAAAUUAAAAAGUCAAUAUGUUAUCCUUUACUUCCUCCCUUGUUUGUGUUUUAGUCUCAGCUGCAUGUAUGAAAGCAAUAGGUGCCUUCUUACCAUUCCUCUUUUCACAUGAAAAGUAUUCAUCUCCAGACUUGUACAGCAUUUUACUCAUUGAGUUGCUGCCAAUGCUAUGUAACUGUUAUAACACAUUGUUACACAUGCUUUAUUUGUAUUAUGUGAUUAGUACUACUCCAGAUUAUUUACUACAUAACAUUUUGAUAUCUAGAAAUAUAUAUUGGGAAAGAAGACCAACCAGAUGUAAGGAAUGCUAUAUUUGCCAUGAUGUCAAGAAUGUUUGUAAUAUUAUUUUGUUCUGUAAUUGUUGGAUUUGGUGAUUAAAUGUGCAUGAAUUAAUUAUUUUAAGACGCGCCAAGAGUCAGA